UAUCGCAAGUUGUCUGUCAGUGAUCGCGCUUGUCCAGUAAGCAGUGUGGAUCUUAAUGACUUAUUCAACGAGUCCUGUCGUGUUGUUGGCGAGAAGUUUCUAAAAUGCUACCUCACGGGUUCAAAAGAAAGAGUACGCGAAAAACUGGAGAAGGUAUUGAAAGAUAAAGGGCUGAAACCUCACUUUCAGUAUAACCCUGCGUCUGGAAACUUCAGCUGGAAAUUUGAUUUUGCUGAGCGGCCUGAUACAGAUCAACCAACCAGGCCAAAAACCAGCAUCCCAAAAGCCCACUCUCCAAGGGAAGACCAAGGCAUGGACACAAGGAGUAAGUCUGCUACCGUGGCGAAAUCCUUUGAUGUGGGACGCAGGAGACUAGGAAUAUACACAGAAUUGCCAGAAAAUAUCCAGUCUCUAGGGUUCCGAAGACCAAGUAAAAAGUCUGUUAGAAAGCAGGUCAAGUCAGCACCUAUUGUCUCGGAGCAGUGUAAAAUUCAUUUUGUCCAGGAGCCGGAAAUAACACAGUCUGACCCCAAUAUACAAAUUGUCAUUACGAAUAAAGAGAAAGAUGUUACAACAGAACCACCAGAAAAGAACAGCGAAAUAGAAAGUGGUGAGGAGGAAGCGCCUGCGCAAUACGAAGACCUCUGUCUUCCGUCGGUGUAUCUUAGAAAAAAGCCCGCAGAAAAACAGCCCCUUACAGUGUGUUUCAGCCUCAAAGACAAUGAAAACUUAACACACAAAGAACUGAAAAACCAUAUCGAGGCUGAGAUGGGGGUCAAGGUCAUGCGUCUGCAGUAUGAACCGCUGUCUGUGAGGUCAGGUGAUCCCAGUGUCAAUGGCCGUUGGUUAGCAACCAUGAGGAACCUGUUCGAAGUUGACACACUUUUACGAAAAGGCUUCUACAUGAAUGGUAAUCACAUGAUAGUCAAACGAUGGGACGAGAUUUGUGAGAAAGAGUACAGGAAUUACAGGUACAUGCAAGAUAUAAACAACGAAAGGGAGAGAUUAAAUUUACCCUCAUCCAAAUCUUCACGAAAAUUCUUCAAAGGAUGUAGUUGAUUGAAAAAAAGCGAAAAUUUUACAAUUGUGAGUUAUUUAGCUGAUUGUAUAUUAUUGUUCCUAACUGUUUCUAUUACUUGUGUGUAGUUUGUUUUUAUUGUGAAAAAGAACUCUUGUUCAUAAAAUCAAUUUUGUUAAUGUACAUUUAAAAAAGGAUUAGAUAGUAAAGAA
Molecule: messenger RNA, 1230 nt
Organism: Saccostrea cuccullata (small rock oyster)
Lineage: Eukaryota; Metazoa; Mollusca; Bivalvia; Ostreida; Ostreidae
Exons: 2
Source: RefSeq, a predicted model, not a curated record